UUUUCGGAAGACAUUUAGCAAAAAGCCGCGUCCUCCUCUCCUUUUCAUGUAGGAUGCGGGUGCCCUUGGUUACCGAGUAACUCUCACAUCUAUUUGGCGCUCCCGAAUAUCGAGCUGGGACCGCGCAGCGCGCUCUGAUAGAGCUCGUGUUUGGUGGAAAGACCUCACGAAAAGGCAAGUAGAGAACGUCAAACGUGCAGCGCUGACCGAGCAGCCUAGCGGAGGAGGAAACUGAAGAAAAAAGAUGAACAUGUGAACGGACUGAAAAUGCUGAAGGAUCUUUAUGUUGGGAAAUGUAAUUCUGAAACGAAUCAAAGUAUUACACUAUAAGGAUAUCUGCAAGGACUAUUUACAACUGCAAGCAAAGUGCACAGAAAUAUUUUAUCCAGAUUUUUCCUAAAGAAAAUAACGGGAUUUGUUGGGGGAAUUUGCAUCUCGCCAAGGCAGCAGGCACGGGAUGGAAGAUCUGACGAGAGGGAGAGAGGACAGUGAAUGAAGACCGUAAAGAAAAGAACUACCGCCACUUUUUCAGUUUUAUCUGCUGAGCUCCAGACUGAUGAGUGGAUCUAAAGGUGCUGGACUGUCGGGCUGAUAGACGGGAAGACAGGGGAAAGGGAAGACAGGGGAAGACAGGGGAAGACAGGGAAGGGAAGAGAAGAGAGAAGACUUUGUGAGCUGAGUAGGAGACCCGACGUGUAUGUUGGUCACGUGCAGUUGUUGCUGAGACUCACUCAGACGGACCAUGUGGUUUUUGCCAAGGAGAAACUGUUGCCUCUCCUCUCAGCAGCAGGACCAUGGGGUCUGGCAUGGUGCCCACAUACCCAGCGCCAUCUCCAGCCUCAGCAUCACCACGUCUUUCUGGAUCGUAACUUCUUCCUGGUGCUUGGUGGCCGCCCAAAGCCAGUCCUACCACCCCACUGUGAACACGCAGUAUGGGAAACUCCGGGGGGUGAGAGUGCCCCUACCCAGUGAGAUACUGGGACCAGUGGACCAGUAUUUGGGGGUCCCGUAUGCAGCCUCCCCAGUGGGGGAGAAACGCUUCCUGCCCCCUGAGCCGCCCUCCUCCUGGUCAGGGAUAAAGAACACCACCCACUUUGCCCCCGUUUGCCCCCAGAAUAUUCACAACGCCGUACCAGAGAUUAUGAUGCCCAUAUGGUUCUCCUUCAGCCUGGAUAUAGUGGCCUCUUACAUACAGGAUCAAAACGAGGACUGUUUGUAUCUAAACAUCUACGUUCCUACGGAGGAUGUCAAAAGAAUAUCCAAGGAAUGUGCCAGGAAACCCAACAAGAAAAUGUGUAGAAAAGGAGGGGCACAAGGCAAAAAACAGGCCGAGGAUUUAUCGGAUAACGAUGGUGACGAAGACGAAGACAUACGAGACACCGGGGCCAAACCGGUGAUGGUGUACAUCCACGGGGGAUCCUACAUGGAGGGGACCGGGAAUAUGAUCGACGGGAGUGUCCUGGCCAGCUACGGGAACGUCAUCGUGAUCACCCUGAACUACCGCGUCGGCGUACUAGGGUUCCUGUCUACAGGAGACCAGGCAGCUAAGGGGAACUACGGCCUACUGGACCAGAUCCAGGCUCUGAGGUGGAUCAGUGAGAACAUUGGAUACUUCGGAGGAGACUCCAACCGUAUCACGGUGUUCGGAUCUGGGAUAGGAGCAUCCUGUGUCAGCCUGCUCACCCUCUCACACCACUCUGAAGGUCUGUUCCACCGUGCCAUCAUCCAGAGUGGCUCUGCCCUGUCCAGCUGGGCGGUCAACUACCAGCCUGUGAAGUACACCCGUCUGCUGUCUGAGAAGGUGGGCUGUAACGUUCUGGAUACCCUGGACAUGGUGGACUGUCUGAGGAAGAAGAGUGCCAGGGAGCUGGUUGAGCAGGACAUUCAGCCAGCACGGUACCAUGUGGCCUUCGGACCGGUUAUAGACGGAGACGUCAUACCUGAUGAUCCAGAGAUCCUCAUGGAGCAGGGAGAGUUCCUGAAUUAUGACAUCAUGCUGGGAAUCAACCAGGGGGAGGGGCUUCGCUUUGUUGACAACGUGGUCGACUCAGAGGACGGCAUCUCCGGCAACGACUUUGACUUCUCAGUGUCGGACUUCGUUGACAGCCUCUACGGUUACCCAGAAGGCAAAGACACUCUGAGAGAAACCAUCAAGUUCAUGUACACGGACUGGGCGGACCGUGAAAACCCAGAGACACGACGCAAGACGCUGGUCGCCCUGUUCACCGACCACCAGUGGGUGGAGCCGUCGGUGGUGACUGCGGACCUCCACGCCCGUUACGGCUCGCCGACAUACUUCUACGCCUUCUACCACCACUGCCAGAGUCUGAUGAAGCCGGCCUGGUCGGACGCAGCCCACGGGGACGAGGUUCCCUACGUGUUCGGGAUCCCCAUGAUCGGACCUACAGACCUGUUCCCCUGUAACUUCUCCAAGAACGACAUCAUGCUCAGCGCCGUGGUGAUGACAUACUGGACCAACUUCGCCAAGACCGGGGACCCCAACAAGCCUGUUCCUCAGGACACAAAGUUCAUCCACACCAAGGCUAACCGCUUCGAGGAGGUAGCCUGGUCUAAGUACAACCCCCAGGAUCAGCUGUACCUCCAUAUCGGCCUGAAGCCCCGCGUCAGGGACCACUACCGAGCCACCAAGGUGGCCUUCUGGAAACACCUGGUUCCCCAUCUGUAUAACCUUCACGACAUGUUCCACUACACCUCUACCACCACCAAGGUCCCCCCGUCCGAGACGACCCAGAACUCCCUGUCCACUAAGAAGACGUGGCCCUUCAACACCAAGAGGCCCCCUAUGUCCCCGGCCUACAACAACGAGGAUAAUGAGGCGUGGAACGGAGACGAGGAGACCGGGCCGUUGGUCAUAGAGAACCCCAGGGACUACUCUACGGAGCUCAGCGUCACCAUCGCCGUGGGAGCCUCGCUGCUCUUCCUCAACGUUCUAGCCUUCGCAGCGCUUUACUACCGGAAGGAUAAACGGAGGGAGGCUUCGGCAGGUCACCGGGGUCAACCCAGCCCACAGACCCGCCAUGGCCAGGCUACGUCCAACGACAUCGGUCACCACCAGCGUCCCAACGAGGAGGAGAUCAUGUCCCUGCAGAUCAACCAGACGCACCACGAGUGUGAGGCAAUGGGGGUGGGGAACCCGGGGAAUGACGGAGGGCUGCGUCUGGCCUCGCUUCCCGACUACACUCUGACCCUGCGGAGGUCACCGGACGACAUUCCUCUGAUGACCCCCAAUACCAUCACCAUGAUCCCAAACUCUCUGGUGGGGAUGCCCAACCUGCACCCUUACAACACUUUCACAGCCGGGUUCAACUCCACCGGCCUGCCCCACUCCCACUCCACCACCCGGGUAUAGCUUUACGGAGGAGAGGGGGAUGGUGGAGGAGAGGGUGAUGGAGGAGGAGAAGAGGAUUCUGUUUUUAUAAAUAUCACAGGGAAAGGGUUUGGGGGGAGGUGGCGGAAAGAAGGCAGGAAUAAGUGAGUGGGAUUAAAAAGUAAAGAGAUUUAACGAGACUUUUACUACCAAGAAGAGGACAGAGAGUGUCUGAGAGGAGAGGAGAGCUCACUGCUUUCUGUGUGGAUGUCAAGUUGUGCAGAGCUGCCAAAAUCAAAUUGCUAUUCCUCCCUGCCUCGAUGGGAUGGGGCUGAGGAGGGAGGGGUCCUUUCUGUUGUGUUUUAUUUUCUAAUAAUCAUUUUAAAAGCCUUUUUAAGCAGACUGACAGGGGAAAUGAUCAACACAUUCUUCUUGAAUUCAUAACACCAAGAGAAAAGUGUCUUUGUCUUUCGCGUCUUUGUCUCUCCUGAGGAAGACAGACAUCAAACAAAGGCCUCUACCAGGAAAUCAGCAUCGUUUGAGUCGCUUAUUUUGUUUUGUUUCAAUGCCUUACAAAAGCUUGUCUUGUUUAGAUUUGUUUUAAUCAUUCUUCAUUUCUAUUGUUCCCAGAGACUAUUCCAUGUGGAGGGUGUGAUAUUUUCACUCAAAAGACACAAGUGACUGAAUCAUGAACUGAACUGGUACCAAGAGUAUCAACUCUACUGCAGUGUUGAAGAUGCAGAGAAUGAAAAAGCAUCUUGGUGCAGCUAGCUUCUCUGUUGCGUAUCCACACAACAACCACAGCCACGCAGAUGGUGGUAUCUUUUAUUAAAUCUCCCAUAGAGAGGAUUCGUCUGGAAUAGACUCUGCCAUCCCAGAUGACACCACAGAAAUAACAACUAUGUUACUGUGAUUGUUUUG
Messenger RNA from Oncorhynchus kisutch (coho salmon), 4249 nucleotides. Its product is annotated as neuroligin-3. The transcript is spliced from 10 exons. Gene Ontology annotation, cellular component: membrane. Gene Ontology annotation, molecular function: neurexin family protein binding. Bases 743 to 3370 code for a protein of 875 amino acids. Lineage: Eukaryota; Metazoa; Chordata; Actinopteri; Salmoniformes; Salmonidae. The record is from RefSeq and is a predicted model, not a curated record.